UGACAGACUUACUCUAUUUGAGCUAGACGUCUGAGUAGCUCCGGGGUUCGACUUUGAGCUGUACAGUGUAGAAGGUAUUUCUCUCUCUCUCUCUCAACAGAAUGAAGCUGCUGAAAUUCAUCUUAAUCAUCCACGUGAACUUUUUUUGUCAAGCUUUGAAAAAUGCAACCACUGAAAACGACCCGUCUGAUAUCCGUGUGAGUGGAAAGGGAAAUAACACAAAAAUCAGCAAUGACCCUUACGUCUACUCUCUUGGGAGAAAAUGCAAGUGGACACUCCGGUUGCCUAGGAACAGGAGCAGUGACAUAAUGGCGCUCACAAAUGACUCUGUGAAUGGGUUGUCUGAACAGAUCUGUCAGGAUCUUAAAUGCGGCAGCGUCCUUUCUAUUAAUAAAACCAGCUCACCAGGGAACAUCACCUGCUUUCAAAACUGUUCAUACCAACACGGACGUUUGGAGAACUGUUCACUGAGUGUUGGAAGUUCCUGCAGUGUGAUCCAUGAAGUGGUUUGUGCACACCAGCUUGUGCGACUGGCAGGAGGGACACACCGCUGUGGUGGGCGAGUGGAAGUAUGGAAAAAUGAGCAGUGGGGCACCGUGUGUGACGACCACUGGGACCUGAAUGAUGCUCAUGUGGUGUGCGCCCAGCUCGGCUGCGGUUACGCCCUCAAUGUGACGGGCCAGGCCGGCUUAUUUCCCCCGGGGAAAGGACCCAUCUACCUGGACGAUCUGAACUGUACGGGCAACGAGGAGAACCUGUGGAGCUGCCCGGCUACACGGGAGGAGGAUCAAGACUGUGGACACAAAGAGGACGCUGGUGUCGUGUGUUCAGAAAUGCGAGGCCUCAGACUGACUGGAGGUAUGGACCGCUGCUCUGGUAAACUGGAGGUGCAUCGUAACGGCAGCUGGUGGAUCGUGUGUAAUAACUGCUGGAAUGAGAAGAUGGCUUCCAUUGUGUGCUCCAUGCUGGGCUGUGGUGAUAAGGUGGAAAAGUACACCCAGUUUAAUCCUCCUCUCACCCACAACAACGGCACGCUGUUUUACUAUAAAUGCGAUCAGAAUAAGAGUCUGUGGGAGUGCAAGGAAUACAUAAAUCAUCGGUUCCUGUGUAAAGACUCAAAAGCUUCUGGUGUCAUUUGUGAAGGUUCUCUGGGGUUUCCUAACGCUACCACGGUUAAUCCAACUGUAACACCUCAAUGGACAACUGCCAAUGGAACCACAGCCGCUGUUGCUGCUGCAGAUUUGCCUUUUGCGUCUCUGCCGCUUCUCUCCACCAUCUCUCUGUCCAUCCUGCUCCUCGUGAUUGUCAUCACAAACACGGUGCUCUGCUGCCAUUACAGGAGAAAACACGCUUUCUUACUCCAGCAGACGCGCAGCAGCCCACGAGCUCCAUCUGGUCAAAGCAACAACUAUCACGAGGCUGUUAAUCUCAUCAAAGUCACCGCCAACCCGGCGGAGACUGAUGGUCAGUGGUCGAACAAUUCAACAUGUCGAACACUAACACAGCUUUUUUCUUUCUUUAACCCCGCAGGCAUAUCUAUCUAUCGAUUUAUCUAUUUAAUAGACAUGCACGGUAGUGAGGAAGUUGCAGAUUUCAUCUCAUCAAAUCGUUUAAUCUAUUUUGUGUGUUUGUCUCAAAAAGUCCCCUCCAAUCCCAGGCUUCUUUGGACCCAGCUUAGUAGUGCUGACAGCACGUCAGUAGAUACAGACUAUGAGCAGUAUGACCCAAGCAUUGACCCGUCUGUCAGUUUAUCCACCUUUCGGAAUUCUCAGCGAUACAGAACAGACGUUAAUCCUUUGAUGAGGCCUUCAGGUCUUGAGAGCCUUUGUGAAGAAGGUCCGCAGCCCUCAAAUACAAUGACAGGAGCCUUUCCAAGCUGUAACGGUGCCUCGACAUAUCCUCAGUACGCCAGAGUGUCAAAGAUCUCAGUGGACUCAUUUGAGUCGUCCAGCACCUCCUCCGGGGAAUGCUAUGAAAACUUGCCAAAAGAUUACGUCAAUGUGACGCCUGAUCCUCUACCAUUGGAGUCGUUUGUUGGUCCUUCUGAUGCUUCAAAAUUCUCAUAUGGUCCUCUUCACUCUGGACAAACCUCAAACAUGCAGAAUUCAGAUGAUGACGAACUCUACUCGCCUGUGAGCCCCGACUGAAACUUUGUGUCUGAGGAUGACUGCACAGCAAACCGAGGGUGUGGGAAAGUGUGAGAAGAAGAAGUCGUUUUCGUAAAGGAAAGACAUCCUGUAAGAUCAAGAAAAUGUAAGACGCUUACAGCGAUCAAUGCUGGGAUGUUCAAUGUGAUUGAUUAGCUUUUUAAAGCAAGUUUUAUUUUUGUACACAAAUGCAAAGCAAAGGCUGGAAGUCUGGAAGGCACAAAAUGAACAUGUGUUCUGUGAAUGUAGCAGAAGGAACUGUAAUAUAGAAACAGAUGACAAAUUAAAAAAGGAAACCCAAACUUCUCUAAUGCUGUUGGGGGGGUUUUGCUGCCAGUAUUUAAAUCCUUUUUUGCUCUUACACCGAAAUGCCACGGCACACUUAUCCUACAGUUAACCAUAUCCAUACCAGUUGUAAUGGUCUCUCCCUGUGACCUAUGAGCAUGAUCUCAUCCCUGUUGAACUCCUAUGGCAGAUGAUGGUUUGACAUGUUAGACAUUGCCUUUAAAAUAAUUAAAAAGCCAUAUUAGAUAAAAAAUAAAAUAAAAAUAAAGCCCUCCUACAGCAGCACAACACCACACUGAGACACUUUACUCUGGGUUUUCUUUGAAAUUGUCACCUGUCUGUGUCUGUUUUGUGUUGUUUAUUAAAAGAUUUGUAAUAUUACAAUGUAUUAAGUUAAUACAUGUUUGGCGCAUUUAUUUCUUUGGAUGUAGACACGAAAAUCUUCUGAGCACCAGCAUAAUUUCAACAACUGUUAUGAGCACAACAUAGCCAAAAAUAUGUGGACAUCCAAACAUUACCUAAAUAAUACGCUUGUAAAAAACCACAAACCUUAAUGUCUGUGAAGGUUCUCAGUCAUUCAGUUCAUCGUAGUCUAAGGAGCUUGGAAAGAAAAGCGUCUGGACUUGAAGAAGCUUCUCGGAUGAGAGGUGAAACGUCUUCAAGCAACUUAAAGAAGUCCAGACGCUUUUCUUUCCAAGCUCCUUAGACCACAGACCUUAAUGUGGACCUAUCAUGGGUUUCCUUAUUUUGUGCUAUAUACACUGAUACAAGGAGGAUAUUAAAUAUAGUUAAAUACUCUAUGCACAAGUGAGCCUUUAGAACAAAAUGCUUAUUUUCAGUUUUUCCUCUUCUUGGAUCUGCACAAUGUCAGUGACAAUGGAUAUUACUGAUAUGGUCAAUUCAGGCGAACAGGUCCAGCAGUUUGACGCUUCUGUUUGCUGGAGGCAGCCAAUCAGAAGAAGUAUGGCAGCUUGUUUCAACCAAAGCAAUCUCAGUAGGUUAGCCACUAAAGCUGGGCCAUAAAGCAAGGAAAUAAUAUUUAUGUGGCACUAAUUCUGUUUAUCCCGGUGUGUGAGGGUUAGGGGUUACAGCUAGAUAAGCUAUUCCACAUCUAACUGAAAACAUGAAUCACUCUGAAACAGGAAAAAGCUUAACUGAACUCCCACAAAGCUGCAGAACAAUUUCGUACAUUAAAGGGUCACAAGCUUUUGUCUGUCCACAUACUUUUGGCUACUCACGUGCUAUUGUUUGCCACUCAUCUUCUAUGUAAACAGUGUAUUCAAUAUUAAGAUCAACCACAAGGUGGCACUACAGGCUUGUAAGUAACUUGUUUAAUUAAUGUCUUGUCCUGUAAAUUACUUAAAAAACGUAUUAAAGUAUAAAAUGUUUUCUAAAUCAAAAACGUCCAGGCUGCUGCUCUUUGUGACAAAAACCUGACAAACAUCUAUUGGUGCUCUUUGAGGGAGAUAGGGGGAACUCUGGCUCCUGAUGGGGCCAACGUAAACUAUCAGCGUGAUUUGAAACCAGACCUGGAAGGCUUGUUUUUUGGGGGUUGUGGUUGAUUAUAGCUGCUGCAGCUGCAGAGCAUCAACGCUUCCUGUGAUGCCCUGAAUCAAAGUUAUGUCUUGUUUUGAAGAACGUUAAUAUGACAAACUGCCUCACAGCACAGUAAAGUUUUAAUAGGGGGGUGACGGUGUUGAAUACAGGGAUAAACAUGGAUCGGCUAACGUGAGAAGUGGGAGGUGUGAUGCAUUCGACUGAUAACAGCAGAAAUGGGGUGUUUUUCAACUGGAAGGUAUUUGGCAAAUAGGAGGAGGGCGAGCUUGUGUGUGUGUGCGUGUGUGUAUUAGGGUGUGGGAAGGAGGGAUGAUGAGGAGAAAAGGAGGAGGUGGACGGAGAAGUCGGCAAAGAUAAAAAGUGUCUGGAAGAAUCAUAUAUUGCACUCAAAUUUAGUCCAGAGCCUCGCGUGGAGAUAAGCAGGCGAAUUAACGACCAGAUCUCCUUAUGAAACUCAAUCUGUUUCACAUGCCAGAGAAUUGAGCGCACACACCAACCCACACACCACUCAACACGGAUUCCAUGUAAAACUAUGCAGCCUGAUAUAUCACAGAUCCUCCUUAAGCGCUUUGCUUUUGUUUUAUUCAGCUCUGAAAGAUUGAUAAGCCAGAAUCUGAAAAUCUGAGGAUUUACAGUCCUGAUUAACAUCAAGGGAAAGAAAAGUAGUUCACUAGUAUUUCAAGUAGCUUGUAGCAUUUGCAGGGAUUACAAGAUCAACCCUCUGUUUUUACUUUGUUCAUUAAAUCAGUUACACACAAAGGAUUACGGCUCCAUACGUCUCUAAGUUGCUUAAAGUGUCCCGACUGCAGAUCCUGCCCGAGUUUAAACUUUUGAACUCUGGUUGGUGCUGCAGGCCUGCAGACGACCUGAGACAGUACCUGGCUGCAAACGAUAUCGAGAGCAUGCAUGAAAUUACCGCUGCAGCUUGUGUUUGAGGUGGUUUUGAAUGUUUGUUGUCCUCCAGGAAAAUUUUAUAUGAAGAUUAGAAGAAUAAAAAAAGCCUGGCUCAGGAGAUUUUAGGGGCUUUUAAAUGGGGAAAUGACACUUAAAGCUAUUAGCAAUCCUAUUAAUAUUUAUUAAAGUAGUUUUUCAGAUUAGCCGUGGCUUUCAGUCAUAGAGUGCUAAAGGAGUGAAUCCUAAGACCCAGAAAUUAGCACUUUGUACUUCCAGUUUCAGUUAGUUUAAUGUUUUUAAAUGAGUUUUUGGUUAGAUGCUUCAAAUAAGUACUGUACUUAAAAAUAGCUUUAGUCAUACAUUCUGUAGCAUAAAAUAUGUAAGUAAAUACCUCACACACAAAUUAUGCAGCUGUAUGUGUCACAGGUAAGUACUCUGGUAGAAAGUGGCUAAAUGUAACUUUCAGUAUCAUCACAGCGAACUCAGAAGCCUGUUAGUGAAGCUGCUAAAGUCUUGCAGUGAUGUCCUUUGUUUACAGGACAGCCAGGGUUCUCAAAGUGGGGCCUGCGGGCCAGCGGUAGCCCCUGGUAACAUUUUACCUCCCUUCAGUGUGUUGAGGUAUGUUAUGUUCUGGCACAGCAGUGGAGAACGAGACUACGGGACUAAACUUUCCCAGUUUGAACAAAAACAGCUGUUUUUCUUCACUACCACUUUAAAGACUAUAAACCACAAAAAUGAUAACGACAAACCACCAACAUCAAGUAAAGAGUCUAUUUGCACCAGCCAGAAGUUUUUCUACAUGAUGGAUUUUUCUCCUUUGAGGCCCCUCAAAGUCAUGUUGACCCCUUAAAUUGGCACUCAAGCCAUUAACACUUUGAACCCAGGGGAGCUCUGUCUCCAUGUGUCAGCUCAGUCAUGGGAGGUCAUCUGAAAGGAUGAAACAUGAUUUUCAGAAGCAGUAUGAGUAAACUACAUGUGGUUUACUACAUAUUAUUAUUAGUGUUUUUUUUAAUCGCUUAUUUUGAAUUUGAUGGUACCGACACUUCUCGAAGCUGGAAAAGUUAGUGACACUAAAAACAAACAGCUGGAGAGACAAUUUUCAGCUGGGUUAAUCAGCAGGAGGUCAGUAACAGGAGUGGGUAACCAUGUCAACAAUUCUAGAAUAAUGUUCCUCAACAAACAAAUUCUGAAGUCUUUGAAUUCCUCGUCAUUUACAGUGUAUAAUGUCAAAAGAUUCAGGGAAUCUGGAGAAAUUUUCAGGUAGAAGGUUGAAUGUCCGUGUACGAGCUGUCAAAUGGCACUGCAUUAAAAACCAGUGACGAUUCUGUCAUGGAAAUCACAACAUGGGCUCAGGAGCACUUGAAGAAAUCAUUGUCUGUUUGACAGUGUGGGGCGUGUAAGGAAUAAGCUAGCCGCCCAAACAACCAAGAAAGCAGUACAACCUUA
This is a messenger RNA of Haplochromis burtoni (Burton's mouthbrooder), 6329 nucleotides long. Its product is annotated as T-cell differentiation antigen CD6. Lineage: Eukaryota; Metazoa; Chordata; Actinopteri; Cichliformes; Cichlidae. The transcript has 12 exons. The record is from RefSeq and is a predicted model, not a curated record. Gene Ontology annotation, cellular component: membrane. Bases 102 to 2147 code for a protein of 681 amino acids.